Tripterygium wilfordii is the source of this 1704-nucleotide messenger RNA. Its product is annotated as protein disulfide isomerase-like 2-3. Gene Ontology annotation, biological process: response to endoplasmic reticulum stress. Lineage: Eukaryota; Viridiplantae; Streptophyta; Magnoliopsida; Celastrales; Celastraceae. The transcript is spliced from 9 exons. Bases 178 to 1479 code for a protein of 433 amino acids. The record is from RefSeq and is a predicted model, not a curated record. Gene Ontology annotation, molecular function: protein disulfide isomerase activity; protein-disulfide reductase activity. Gene Ontology annotation, cellular component: endoplasmic reticulum lumen.
AAAAUGAAGAGAAUACACGUGGCUGUUUUCCAUUGGUAACCACACGUCGGUCUGCUCUCUCCUCAGCAGAGGGCUUUUCUUCUCUACUUCGAGAGGUUUCCGUUCCGGAUCAAGCAAUUCACGCAGAGUUAGACGCAGAAGAAAAAGAAGAAUUCUCGGGAAAGUGAGGAAAUCCAAAUGCAGAAAGCACUAUCAUAUUUUCUCUUAUCUCUGUCAGUUUUGUUGUCCAUAUCCAAUCUCUCUCAGGCAUUGUACUCACCAUCGUCGCCAGUGGUUCAGCUCACCCCAAACAACUUCAAGUCCAAGGUUCUAAAUUCUAAUGGGAUUGUUCUUGUGGAGUUCUUUGCACCUUGGUGUGGUCACUGUCAAGCUCUAACUCCUAUUUGGGAGAAGGCAGCUACAGUCUUGAAAGGGGUUGCUACCAUAGCAGCUCUUGAUGCAGAUGCACACAAGUCCCUUGCUCAGGAACAUGGAAUUAGAGGAUUUCCAACCAUAAAGGUCUUUGUACCUGGGAAGCCUCCAGUAGACUAUCAAGGAGCUAGGGAUGUAAAACCCAUUGCAGAAUUCGCACUAAAGCAGGUUAAGGCACUUUUGAAGGAACGUUUACAUGGAAAAGCUGAUGGAGGAUCGAGCCAGAAGUCUGAGUCUACUGCAUCAGUGGAAUUGAAUUCUAAAAAUUUUGAUGACUUGGUGCUUAAAAGUAAAGAUCUGUGGAUUGUGGAGUUUUUUGCACCUUGGUGUGGACAUUGUAAAAAACUGGCUCCCGAGUGGAAGAAGGCUUCUAACAAUUUGAAUGGAAAAGUGAAGCUUGGUCAUGUUGAUUGUGAUGCUGAGCAGUCUCUAAUGCGUAGAUUCAACGUCCAAGGAUUUCCUACCAUCUUGGUAUUUGGUGCUGACAAAGAUGCCCCAAGUCCUUACGAGGGUGCUAGAACAGCCUCAGCAAUUGAAUCAUUUGCCUUGGAACAGCUUGAAACAAAUGUUGCACCCCCUGAAGUGACUGAGCUGACUGGACUGGAUGUGAUGGAAAAGAAGUGUGGUUCAGCUGCCAUCUGUUUUGUUGCUUUCUUACCUGACAUUUUGGACUCAAAGGCGGAAGGAAGGAACAGGUACCUCGAACAGUUAUUAUCAGUUGCAGAGAAAUUCAAAAGGAGUCCUUACAGCUAUGUAUGGGCUGCUGCAGGUAAGCAGCCAGAUCUUGAGAAGCAUGUAGGUGUUGGUGGAUAUGGGUAUCCGGCACUUGUAGCCUUGAAUGUGAAGAAAGGAGCAUAUGCCCCACUUAAAAGUGCAUUUGAAAUUGACCAGAUCACGGAGUUUGUCAAGGAAGCCGGUCGUGGAGGGAAAGGGAAUUUACCUCUAGCUGUAACUCCUGAGAUUCGCAAAAUUGAACCUUGGGAUGGUAAAGAUGGAGAGAUUAUUGAGGAGGACGAGUUCUCUCUUGAAGAACUCAUGGGUGAAGCUGCUGCUAAGGAUGAGUUAUGAUCAAUUAUGAAAACCUCAGGUAGAAAACUGUUUUGAAUGAGGAUUCCUAUUCAUAAGAAAAUGUUACGCUUGCAGUCUUAACUGUUGAGAAAAUGAAGGGGCUGUGGUAGGUUGUAGUUGCACUGCCAUCGCUCAGUCUGAUUCUGGGAAAAGGUGAGUACUCAAUAUCUAGUAUUAGAAAAAAGCGAGAAAAAAUGUUAAUGCUUUGCCCGCCAUUUGAUUUAA